CCACAAGACGCGAUCGUCAGCCGCACUUUGAACGUAGACGCUUUGGAGCUACUUAAACGUAGAACUUGGGGAAUACCCCUUCUCUACUCUUCGAUGUCCAUGCUACCUAAUCCUCUAAUGGAGGACGCUAGUAUGCCACCAUCAGAUGUAUAUAAGACAGCAGGACCUCUGUUGGUCGGCUCCUUCCUCAACUUCAUGUUAUAUGGCGUUCUUUGUAAUCAAGUCUACAUAUACUACAUCUCCUUUCCAAAGGACCGUCUCAUGUCGAAGAGCAUUGUACGUGUUCUUUGGCUCACCGAGACAGUCCAGACUAUUAUCAACAUCACUGGCAUUUUCGACACCUUUUGUUACAAAUUUGGGAACCUUUCUGCACUCAAUGACAUCGGCCUCUCAUGGUUCGGCGUUCCCAUCCUCUCUGGGUUUGUUGGCUGUGUCUGUCAACUAUUUUAUGCCUGGAGAAUGUAUAAUUUCAGUAAGAAGGCACAAUGGUUAAGUAUUACACUUUCAAUGAUCGCUUGUAUGCAAUUUUCGGGUGCGAUUAUUUCCGGUGUCGGAGCACGCAGAUAUGACCACUCCCUUGAACUUCAGACCGAUUUAAAGGUCAAGGUGGCUACAGCGAUAUGGCUGGGUGGGAGCGCUUUGUGUGAUGUUGCCAUUGCCUUAUGCAUGACCUACAUUUUAAGUCGAGCUAAUACCGGUCUCAAAUCCACCCGGAUACUUAUUUCCAGACUUAUACGUCUGAGCAUCGAAACUGGAAGUAUAACAGCUACGCUUGCUGUCGUUUGCAUCGCACUCUUUCUUGCUUACCCCAAUGACAACUACUACACUUCCCCGGCGGUCUGCUUGGUAAAGGUGUAUUCGAAUACCGUCCUUGCUGUCUGUAAUAGCCGUAUGACAAGGAGGAUACGCGGAGGGAGGGAAGACGUCACUCUUCAUACCUACGAGUUCGAUUUGUUCGAUCUGUCGAAUGGUGAGUUGGAUGUUGAGCUUCAAAACGUACAGACCAACAUGAAUGCGGAAUCUCCUCUGCCGUUGGAGUGUCCUCAAGGAAGCGAAGGCAACAGGAAGAUUCCCUACGGGAGUUUUUCGGAUGCCAAAGACGUGCUCGGCACAAAGCCAACAUAGAUUUGGCUUUCCGUAGCCUUGAAUAGUACUCGCGCGGAAGAUUUUAUGUACACUGGCAAUUAUAAUUAAUAUAAAU
This is a messenger RNA of Desarmillaria tabescens, 1201 nucleotides long. RefSeq lists its product as uncharacterized. Bases 94 to 1125 code for a protein of 343 amino acids. The transcript is spliced from 10 exons. The record is from RefSeq and is a predicted model, not a curated record. Lineage: Eukaryota; Fungi; Basidiomycota; Agaricomycetes; Agaricales; Physalacriaceae.